This is a messenger RNA of Rodentolepis nana, 1257 nucleotides long. The record is from the annotation of a GenBank genome assembly. Lineage: Eukaryota; Metazoa; Platyhelminthes; Cestoda; Cyclophyllidea; Hymenolepididae.
CCUAUUUUUAUCACUCUUCUAAUCAGAUUUCCAUGUGUUUCGACAGAGCCAAGACAUCCUCACCUUCAAGUGCCUCCAGAAGAAAUCUACACUCCCGAUGCUCUCUACACUCUCCAGUUGCCUUCCUCUCCUCCUUACCCCCAACCCCCAAUUUAUAAGCCAAGAGUGUCCCUUCGAGAGAAGGAGGAGGGGGCUGGAGACAACGAAGUUCCAAUGGAUCUCGCGUCGAGCCUUUCCUUAUCACCCCGUGACAAGGUGGACAAAACCUCCAACCUACCUCCUGCCAUUGCUAUGGAUUACCACCACGGGCGCCCCUUUACUCCCCCUGCCCAAGAUGAAAAACCCGACCAGCAACCAAUUGAUGAUUCUGCUAUUGCUAAAGAGGAUAAUGCUGAAUUCUCCAAUUGCUCUUCGUUGACUGGACCCUCCGCGGGAAUUGAAGUCAGCAAGGCAACUAGGGCCCACAAUGAACGAAUGCGUAAUAAGCUUAUUCCCACCAAGCGCAUUACCCUACCUCCACUUCAUCUCCAUCUUUCCGAAGAUGGCUCCUCUCCUCUCCCUCCUGGUUGGCAACGUGCCCCCAACCCUGCAGCGGCCGAAGGUGGCGAAGAUGGAGGCUAUCCCUACUAUUACUACCAUACCAAAACUCGUGUAACUCGAUGGGACCCGCCUGUCUACCCCUGGGAUGCCGAUCCCGAUGACAAUCUCAUUCCAGAUAGACCAGAUGAUGACCCUGAGGCGCCUUACAAUUGGGGUUGUGCUCAUCGCUACGCGGUCACACAUGAGGAGAUUGAAACAGUAAGAAACUCUUCAGACUAUUUUGACUCGAUGUACGCCCAGUACCGCAAGAAAAUGUUGGAGCGUCAAUGCAUGGAACUUAUUCAUGAGAUGGGUGCACGACCAGAUGCUCCUCAGGAUGGCUUGGAGCAAAACUUCGCAAUUGAGCUCUUCUCUCUCAUUCACAAUGAGCUGAGACGUUUCAGAGAUUCCCGAGUUGAUCUCGGUCGGAUUACAAAUGACGAAGAUCUACAUUACCUCACAAAUAAGCUGGCACAAGAAGUAUUGCCUAAGGAGAUCCGCAAUUUGCAUCGAGCUCAACAGGUGAAUGCAUCGAGUUUGUUCGCAACAACCCCCGAAGUAACACCAUCUAUUAAAGAUCGAGUGGCGUCCUAUGUCCGGCGUUACAUGGAAUCGAAGGGUUCACAUUAUCGAAGAGCUGCGGCCCAUCACCAGCAUCACCAGACACAGACACGCUGA